This is a messenger RNA of Penicillium paradoxum, 327 nucleotides long. RefSeq lists its product as uncharacterized. Lineage: Eukaryota; Fungi; Ascomycota; Eurotiomycetes; Eurotiales; Aspergillaceae. The transcript has a single exon. The coding region runs from base 1 to 327 and encodes 108 amino acids. The record is from RefSeq and is a predicted model, not a curated record.
AUGAAAGAAGCCGAGGCUGUCUGUUUCGAUAACACGAAGAAUAUGGUAGUGAAUGAUGAGGCGUUCAGUUUUACGGCUGAGAUGCGAGACCUCAAAAAGCGAACUGAAGCUCUUGAAGAGGAUCACGCGAUACGUCAGCAAAUAUCGAUGAAUGUUCGCCAACGUGCAUUGAGUUCAUGGGUUCGUGAUCAUUUAGGAAAAGAUACGCAGAAGUAUGAUGAGGCAGAAAACUUGGGCAACGCUAUUCCUCCGGAUGACGAAGUGAGAUUGGGUUGUGGUGAUUCCAGCGCAGUAGAAGCCGGAGCAGUUGCUAGUCACAGAAUAUGA